AUGGACAGGAGAAAAAACAGAAUGAAGGCUUCAUGGCUUGAGUUAAGAACUGGGACAGAUCAUUCAGCAAAUGCCAUCAUAGGCAAAACAUUUUUGAAAUUACAGCUCUGCUCCUCCCCCAGUGGUGCAGGCAGACAGGCACUGGGGGCUCUGCUCCGUUCAUCACCCGUUGUUUCUCUGCUGCUCGGGGAGAGGAGUCAUUCCCCUGCUGUGCCAGGGGUCCCUCCUGAGACACUUCUCCAUGAACUUCUGCAGGGUGAGUUCAUCUCACGGACAGCAGCUCUUCACAAACUGCUGCAGUUGCCGCACUCUCCCAUGGGCUCACAAGUCCUGCCAGGACCCUGCUCCAGCGUGGGCUCCUCUCUCCACGGCUUUGCAGGUCCCUGCCAGGUCCCUGCUCCAGCACAGGUUUCUCAUGGGGUCCCAGCCCCUGCUCAGGCACCCCCUGCUCCAGCACGGGCUCCUCCAGGCGCUGCAGGUGCAUCUCUGCUCUCCGGGCCCUCCAUGGGCUGCAGGGGCCCAGCUGCCUCCCCAGGGGCUGCCCAGGGAAUCUCAGGGCAAUCAGCUCCAGCCCCUGGAGCAGCUCCUGCCCCUCCUCCUGCCCUGCCCUGGGGUGUGCAGAGUUGCUCCUCUCACGUGUUCUCACCCUGCUCUUCCCUGCUCACAGUUACACCUACACCAUCACCCAUUUUCCUAAAUCUCUUGCCCCAAAGGUGUUACCGCCAUUUCCAAUUGGCCCAGCCUUGGCCAGCGGCUGGUGCAUCCUGGAGCUGGCUGGAAUUGACUCUGUGGGACACAGAGGAGCAGCUGCUUCCAGCAGCCUCUCACAGAAGGUGCUCCUCGAGCUCCCCUUACCAAAACCUGGCCAUGCAAACCAAGUAUAAGCAUGGUAGGGUUUUUAUUACCAUUAUUAAUUCUUCUUUUUGCUAUUGUCACUAUUAUUGCUAUUAACAUUAUUAUUUUUAUGACUACUAAUAUUUUUAGUAUUUUUGACUCUAUAAGUAGUGGCUAUAGUAGAACUCAAAAGAAAAGUUCUUAAUUGCAAGUAGAAGUUAUAAUUUUGUCAGCCUCUUGCCCUGCCCUGUUCUUUGUCAUUGCUGUGUGUGAAGCUGCUGCUGCCAGGGCUCCCUGUUUCCCUGGUUUGGGAAAUUCCAUGGCAUUGCUCACCUGUCAGAAAGAGAAUGGCUCAUUCCAGUCAAAUGCAUUGCCUGAGCUCUUCUAGUCCCCGUGCUGGAAGCUUGUUUUCUAAGGUUGUUGACUUUCUCAGCUUCUGUUAACGUUUGUGAUUUUAUAACAGAAUGUUCUGGGAUGUGAUUUUGCAAGAUUCUCUAAUCAGAUUUCAGCUUUGCUCUUGGAUUCCUUGAUGGUGUGUGAGAGCUGAAGGCAGCAGUUUGUGUGGGAAGCCUUCAGCGGGAGCUGGGAUUGCCUCAGCAGCAGCUGGCUGUGCCCGUGUGAGCAGAGACACCAGAGAUGCCAUGAACGGAAUGUUGUGCCCGGCGGGAGCCCGCAGUGCCCGGCUGGAGGGAGCUGUGCUGGGAGCUGCAGGUUGUGCCGGGGCCGGGCAGUGGCCGGAGCGAUGGACACUGACCCUGGGCCGGGCAGGGGCUCGGGGCCCUGCGGCGCUGGGCGCUCGGUGCCCGCUCAGAGCGGGGCUGUGCGGGAGCCGGAGCAGCGAGAGAGCCCGGGCCGAGCAUCAGCCCCGGGGCGGGCACGGCUGGGAGGGGGCCCAGCCCGGGGUCCCGCAGAGCCCCCCUGCUCCAGAGCCGCAGCUGCGGCAGCACCGGGGCAGCACCGGCAGCUUUGGGGCACGGAGGAGCCGCGGGCGGGCGUUCCAAGGGCUCCUUCAGGGCAGGAUUUUGUCCCGAUGCGGGGCAAUUCCCGGGGCUGGGCGGGCUGGGGCCGCUGCCGAGCGCCGCCGCCUUUGCCCGGAGCACCCGGGCAGAACUCUCUGCUCGGGGCUCUGAGAAACACGUUCAGUCUCCUGUGAAAAUUCAAAGAGUUUAAUAAAGGACAAGAGGAGACAAGG
Agelaius phoeniceus (red-winged blackbird) is the source of this 2026-nucleotide messenger RNA. NCBI's taxonomy places the organism in Eukaryota, Metazoa, Chordata, Aves, Passeriformes, Icteridae. The record is from RefSeq and is a predicted model, not a curated record.